Molecule: messenger RNA, 381 nt
Organism: Eurytemora carolleeae
Lineage: Eukaryota; Metazoa; Arthropoda; Copepoda; Calanoida; Temoridae
Product: repetitive proline-rich cell wall protein 2-like
Exons: 2
Coding region: 1-381 (126 amino acids)
Source: RefSeq, a predicted model, not a curated record
AUGAACAGUAACAGGGAUAGUAACAGGGAUAGGGACAGGGAUAUGAAGAGGGAUAGGAACAGGAAUAGGAACAGGGAUAGGAACAGGGAUAAAAACAUGGAUAGGAAUAGGGAUAAGAACAUGGAUAAACCUGUAUCUAAACCUGUUAUCUACUCUAAACCUGUAUCUAAACCUGCUAUCUACUCUAAACCUUUAUCUAAACCUGUUAUCUACUCUAAACCUGUAUCUAAACCUGCUAUCUACUCUAAACCUUUAUCUAAACCUGUUAUCUACUCUAAACCUUUAUCUAGACCUGCUAUCUACUCUAAACCUUUAUCUAAACCUGUUAUCUACUCUAAACCAGUAUCUAAACCUGUUAUCUACUCUAAAACUGUAUCUUAA